AUGCCGCCGCCGCCGCGGCCGCUGCUGCGGCUCCUGGCGCUGGCGCUGGCGCUGGGGCGGGCGCGGGGCGGCGGCGGCUGCCAGCUGCCGGCCGAGUGGCGGCCGCUGAGCGAGGGCUGCCGCGCCGAGCUGGCGGCGAUCAUCGUGUACGCGCGGGUGCUGGCGCUGCACCCCGACCCCUACGGCGCCUACAACUACCUGCCCUGGCAGCGCGGCGCCCCGGGCGGCGGCGGGCAGGGCGCCGCGGGGCUCUUCUACUCGGCCGAGAUCGAGCUGCUGUGCGACCAGGCGUGGGGCAGCAUGCUGGAGGUGCCCGCCGGCUCCCGCCUCAACCUCACCGGCCUCGGCUACUUCUCCUGCCACUCGCACACCGUGCUGCAGGGCUACGCUUACUUCUUCUUCCUCCGGAUGGACGAGAAUUACAUCCUCCUCCCUCACGGCGUAAACUUCCAGGAAGCAAUAUUCCCCGACACCCAGGAGAACAGGAGGAUGUUUUCCAGCCUUUUCCAGUUUGCCAACUGCUCGCAGGCGCAGCAUGCCCUAAGCUUCGCCAGUGACUGGGAGAUCCAGGAGGACAACCGGCUCAUGUGUUCCUCUGUCCAGAAAGCCCUGUUUGAGGAAGAGGACAGAGUGAAGAAGCUGCAGCAGAAGGUGGCGACACUAGAGAAGCGCAACAAACAGCUACGAGAUCGGGUGAAGAAAGUUAAGAGGUCUCUUCGGCAAGCAAGAAAAAACACCAGGCACAUGGAGCAGAUGAACCGAAAGCUCAGUGAGAAACUUUCCUCUGCAGGUGGCCAAAUCCCAUAUAUUAACUCUUUAAAACAAGAGAACUCCCAUGCUUCCUACCUUAAAGUAUAAUGCAAGGGGAAGUGUUCAGGCCAAUGAUACUGGUGAAUUUUGCCUGCAUUAGAACAGGAUCUGGCCCUCACACCUUGUCUACACUGUGCUUCAAACCCUGCAUGGAAAACAAAUCUGAACGUGCUUUAGGCAGAGUGCCAGAGGAAAGGAGAACGGAAACCAGAUUUGGUCAGGUGUUCGAGACAUAGACCAAAGCCAUGUCCGUGCUGCCCUGUAUGGACACAGGGACAGGUUGCAGCCUAAAGCACAUCAUGCUUCCUGGGCCAGCUCUGGCAUUGGUUGUGUUGCUGUGGUGUGGUGGGUGGGAUGAAAGUGCCGGCUCAGCCUGUCCCAUCCCAUUGGCCACUGCAGACACUUGACAUAGGAGUCCUUCAAGGAAGGGUCUGGUGUCAACAUGCUUGUUCAAAGUGAGCUGUGCAAGCAAGGCAGAGGGAAUAUAUGGAGAUGGAUGCCAUCAGAAGGGCAGAAAUAAAUGUUCUUCACUCCAUCAUCACCCACGAGCUCUUGUCCCCUAUUAAGCAUGACAAAAGUCUAUAUCCAGUGCCUGAGCAAAAGUUAUGUCUGAAUAGGUUGGACAUGUGGUCAGCUUGGGCUCCUCUUCAAAAUGAAGCAUAGAUGUGCCCAAAUUGUCUUAAGACUGUUUCUAAAUAUCACCUUUUUUGUCUUACCAGGAAGUACUCCAAGGGUCACAGUAACUCCCUCGGAUGCUUUCAGUGUUGCCCAGCCAACAGAGUUUGAAACCACAUCAUUUUGGGACUGCGUCUA
Molecule: messenger RNA, 1623 nt
Organism: Rhea pennata
Lineage: Eukaryota; Metazoa; Chordata; Aves; Rheiformes; Rheidae
Gene: CCDC3
Product: coiled-coil domain containing 3
Exons: 3
Coding region: 1-858 (285 amino acids)
Biological process (GO): negative regulation of gene expression
Cellular component (GO): extracellular region
Source: RefSeq, a predicted model, not a curated record